Molecule: messenger RNA, 982 nt
Organism: Stylophora pistillata
Lineage: Eukaryota; Metazoa; Cnidaria; Anthozoa; Scleractinia; Pocilloporidae
Source: RefSeq, a predicted model, not a curated record
CAAGAUGAAGCGAAUUGAUGAAGCGAAUUGAUGAAGCAAAAGCAAGGUGAGCGAAUUGGAGUUCAGAAACUGUCAGGAGACAAGAAACAUCAGACAGUGGAGGCCUCAUAGAAAAUUUGCUUUGGAAAUCAACUACUGAUCGGAAUAGUGAGUGCACGAAUGCUUGUAUGCAGCCACUAGUUGGGGUUUGUGGCAAGGUUGUAGCAAGAUCAGGUUCUCUUGGGCUGAAUGAUCGUAAAAAGCCAAUAACUGGAGUUACAUUGAGGGAGAGCCUUCCACACCCCUCUAAACUUAAGAAAAAGAGACGGAAACAAUCCAAACAUCAACCAAGUGUGCGUCAAAGUCAGCAAGGUUUUGAUGUGAUGGCUCAUGUGGCUCAUCUAAGACGAAAACAAGCAGAGUUUAACUGGCUUCCUUCCUAUGAAAAAGAUGACAUAUCAUCUUCAAGUGACUUAGUAGAGGAAGAGUCAUUUCCACCAGGUAGUACUGGACCCCAAUGUGUCCCCAGCACUCCAACCCUGCUGUCAAGUGAAUCAUUUGAGUUACACCGACCUCCAACAUCACUCAAUACCAAAGGGAGAGCUAAUAUGGAUCUUUUUAAUGCUUACUAUCAGGUACCUACUGGGCAAUCUUCUAUACCCUCAUAUGCAGUUGCCAGGCGCGAAAGAGCAGUGGUGCAACUUCAGGAAGAGGAAUUGCAUGAAAGCCCCUAUGAUACCAGACUCAUAGAGGUGCCCAACACUGACAGUUUUUCUCCAGCAAUGGAACAAAAAAGUUUGACAGCUUGGCUUAAUCCUCAAAGUUCUAAAUUAAAACGGUUUCAUCCAAUUAUCUCAGAACCUCCCAAAGAGGAAUAAGAGAACAUUUUUGAUAUAAUCAAUUGCUGUUGCAUAUGAUUUUGUACCUUUGUAAAUUUAUAUACUGUUCAUUUUGAAAAUAAACUAGUCUAUAUGGCGGAUUCUUUCAGUUUUUCCUUCAGUAG